UUAAGGAUGUAGUUAAUUUGUCGGUUCCCACUUUGAUGUUGCGUUGUCAUGGACCCUAACGGCGUGUUAGCUUCUGGUGAGCUGCUCAAAUGGACCAACUAUAUUCUCGGUUGGCAGGUUCGUUAUUUCAAGCUAGCACGUGAUGGAUACAUUAGCUACAGUCUAUCCAAGGAAGACAGCAUGGGUACAAAAGGGUCUAUCAAAAUCGAUAAAAUGAUUUUGCAGCUUCACAAGCAGUCAGAAGUGAGGUUUGACAUAGUGACCCCGUCAGUAACCUGGUACUUGAGAUCGUACACUCCCCUUGACAGGGACACUUGGACUGGUAUUAUUGAAAAACAGCGGGAAGUGUUGCCCAUGUCAAUAAGUCGGGAGGGAUCAGUUCUGCUCCUUGCACAGUCUUCCUUAGAAGUGUUAUCGGAUCUGAAUAUCAAGCUAGAUGAGCUUAACAGUUUUAAAGACAGUCUAUCUCAACAGUUAUCAGAGAUAAGAUCAACUCUUAAUCAUGAACCCUCAGAAUCCCCCAAGUUGAAACAGAAACUAGCGACAAUCCAGGCUACCGUGUCCGGGAUUGUCGCUACGUCAACCAACUGUAUCGAAAUGUUUAACGAAAGAGAGCAAUAUUGGCAGGAUCAAAUAGCUGUGGAGAAAGAAAAGUCGCAAAAGCUUGAGAUAUUAUACAGUGCAACGAACAGAGAAAACACCGAACUUAUCAAACACAACGCUCCGCAAGGGCCUCAUUUGAACGAAGACGAAUUCUUUGACGCAAUAGAGGAAACACUGGAUAAGAUGGACAACUUAGAAGAGAAACUACAAAAUCUGGAGGUUGAGGUGAAGAAACCAGACACUUCGUCCGAUAAGAAGGAUCACAGAAUGUACAAUCAGAUGCAAGAGCUUAUCAACAAGUAUGUGGAGUUAUCGAAACAAGACCCGGAAGCAGAGCCUUCCUGGCAGUGUCUGUCGAAGAGCGGCGUCACAAAGAUCUACAGAAAAGAGGAAGAGAAGGAUGGUGUUCUACUGGAUUACUUGGUUGCAACCACCACAGUAGAGGGGGUCACCGCUGCAGAGAUGUCGGAGGUGUUUCAUAACGGCAAGUUGAAGCUGGAGUGGGACCACACGAUAGAGGCAGACAAGAAACUGGAAACAUUGGAUGAUUACUGUGCAGUUUAUCAUCAGAUUCUUAAAAGAGUGUGGCCAACAGCUCAAAGAGACUUGGUUUAUGCUUCUCACAAGCAAAGGUUCUUACCCUCUCAGUUAGAUAUACCAGGAGAGCACCCUAGCUGGAUCGUGUGUAAUGUGUCAUGUGACCACCCCUCGGUCCCUGAAGGCACCUCCGGUUACACACGAGCUACAAUAGAAGUGGUCCUGUUUUGUCAGACAGUCUGUGACAAGACGGACCCAACGAGGAAGGAUGUUAGCUGCAAGAUAGUCUACUCUGCAAGUGUAAACCCAGGGGGCUGGGCUCCUGCUUCUGCCGUCAGGGCCAUAUCUCAGCGGGAGUAUCCCAAAUUCCUCAAGAAAAUAGCCACAUUCGCAAUCGAUCACGUCAAGAAAAGGGAGAUUAAAUAUUAGCUCUAUAGAUUGGAUGUUAUGACAUAUUAUUAUGACACUGUGACUUGUUAGGCUUCAUGUACGAUAUUUUAAAUACCGAUAUAAAAUACCCAAAGAUAAUAAAUAAUAUGAUAAUGUUUUGUAAUUACCUGAUAGUUUAUAGCUAGUAAAGUAGACAUUACUUGAUGUUUGUAUUUCUGUUCUCACCCUUUUGAUGUUUUGUGUCUAUUUAUUUUUGUUUAAAUCUAUUCUAUAUAUUUGAUUUUCUCUAUUUAAAAGAGCAGGAUAACACCUCAUAUAA
Messenger RNA from Bolinopsis microptera, 1849 nucleotides. RefSeq names its product ceramide transfer protein-like. Gene Ontology annotation, molecular function: lipid binding. Lineage: Eukaryota; Metazoa; Ctenophora; Tentaculata; Lobata; Bolinopsidae. The coding region runs from base 49 to 1569 and encodes 506 amino acids. Gene Ontology annotation, biological process: ER to Golgi ceramide transport. The record is from RefSeq and is a predicted model, not a curated record. The transcript is spliced from 12 exons.